GCCCUCUUGUCUCAGACUUGGCAGCUAGUGGGGCCCUCUGAGGCAGGAAGGAUAGGCAGGUACAUUGUGUCCCCCUGGCUUGGGCCCAGUCCUUGUACUCUUCCCUGUGCUGCCUUGUGUGGAGGAGGAAAGGGAAGGGCUGGGGGAUGGGGAUGGGGAGCAGUGCUGUUACUCUGGUUAUAACUCAAGAUUUAUGGGAAGAAGAAUGAAGUUCAUGGCCUCUUCCCACCCUUCCCCUUGCCCUGAGCUCUCCUCUGAAGUCAAAUCCAUCGGAUUAGAAGCAUAGGAUGACCUCUUGUCCUUUUCUCAAGGUGGGGGGAGAGGAGACUGGUGAGAUUCCCUACUUCCUGUGACUCAUCCUUCCAGGGACCCCCUGGGCAGGAGGGACUGAACUGGGGGGAAGGAAUUUAGCUCGGCCCUCCCCCCACUAUGAGGUCAGCACCUUCCGCCCGCCCCACCCUAGCCCAGAGCUGUCCACUGGGGCUGGGGGCUGGACAUGUUCCCCCAACCCCAGCCUCUCUUAGGACGCGUCGGCAACAUCUCGUGCCUGCUGCUCUUGGCUGUCAGCAUCUCUUCAGCUGCAGGUGCUCUGCUGCUUCCUACCAAUUCUCUCUCCAUUGAUGGAAAGCACUGUGAGUGUGGUCUGGGGAUCAGCCGGGAGGCCCUGACCACCCUGCUCAUUGUCCUGGGAGGCGUCAGCGUGAGCUGCUUCUCAGCCCUGCUCCUUGUGGUCGUCAGCAUUAUUCGGACCAAGAGGGACAUUAGAUCAGGCUUCACUUACUGAUAAACCCUCUUUCCUUGUGUGCACACCUCCCAUUGGUCCUCUGGAGGAGACCAAACUUCCUUGUACUUGGUCACUCUUGGAGUGGGCAGCCUUCCCAACUUCUCUGUUAUGAUGCUGUGAUACGGGGCUUGGAACUGUAAGCGCACCCAAAGUCCUUUGCUAAGAGAGGGGCAUCUGCCCAGAUGUGCCCCUUCCUUGCCCUUGACCCUCGACUUUGGCUGAAACACCGCUCACUCAAUCAUAGGACAUCAUCUCAGUGUUUAGUGAUGGGGAGCUACUCUCGAAUGUACCCACCAUCUCACUGUAUGCUACAAGGAAGCCACAGACAUGUAACACCUGUGGAAAUGGACCCAAAGAACAAAGGACAUUGUGUGGCAGUCGUCCCCUUAAAUGUUCCAUCAAAGAACUGUUUCAUAGAGAGUUGUGAGAUGGUCGAGUUGGUGGAGGUCUCUAAAGCCAUGGAGGAAGUUUUGGAAUUUCCAGACUUGAAGAAGCAACUAACACUGUCUUUGGAAAAGCCACCCUUGGAGGGCGAUUGAGGAGGAAGUAGGAUGGACGCUGAAGAGAUGAUGGGGAGAGGGGGAAAAAAUUAAUACAUUUUUUUGUUAUCACUGUCUGGACAUCCUGUGUAUGAAUCAGAGCCAGUGGUACUCUGUGUAGGGUUCUGAGUCUGUGAGGGUGUCUGUUUGGGUUUAUGAAGUUCCAAGGCAGCCUUCAAGUUUGCCUUGGUCAUAAUGAUGUCUUAUUGUAUUGUAUGAAUUUUAUUUUUUUUUUUACCACAAAUUGGUAGAAGUCAUCCCCCACUAAAAGUGGGUCCUGGUUUGAUGGCUACUAUUCUCUGAUGAGGCUCUUUCCCCUGGCCCAGAUUCCAUUGCCCAAAUGCUUUGGAACACAGAACACACAAGCCUCCAUUCCAUCACCUCAAAAAAGCCCCUCCCCUUCUUUUUGGAAUGCCUCUCAACUCAUAUAGCCCUUCAGAGCCUCUCCAACCUUAGAGACCAGCCCCUUUUCCCAGUCUGCCCCAGGCUUGACCAGUUUUCCUAGUUUCCUUUCCCCUCCCUCUUUCCAGCCCUAGCAAGAGAUGAACCACCCAGCUAAGGACGGGGUGUGCCAACAAAAGUGGUAACACCUGUACAUCUAUGGGCAUCUGUCCAGAUCCUGCCUCUGGGACGCUGCAGCUGGAGCAGCAGCACAGCCAGGUGUCUGGGCUCCCAGGGCUGGAUCAAACCCAGUGGGAACUGGUUUCAGCUGAAGUAAAACUGGCUCCAUGUCCCUCCUACUAGCUAGGUGGUCUCAUCUCACUGGGGCUGAGCCAGUCUUUGCCUCUUCCCGACAAGUGCCCAUCUAGGGCCAAUUGAAAACAUUCAGCUAAACUAACCUAUUUUUUAGGGGUACAUAUUAGAGAUAUAGAUGGGCAUAAGUUUUCAUUCAGAUCCAGAUAAUUCAAUCUACACAUAGGUUUGGAUCUGUAGAUACACUGACACACAGACCCACCAGGACUCAACAUUCACAGACACUCAGAGGCUUGGACACAGAUUUAUGCCUAGGAAAGUCUAUACAGAGAUGUCCACAGAUCCCUGCAAGAAUGAAGAAGCCAAAGUGGAUCCAUGCAGACCUGCAGGUCCAAGCUUAAAGGCACAUGCAGACAGGUUCACACAGCAAAUGAGGACAUGCAGACAGAGACCCUCAUCUUCUGUGCAGCCUGAGGAGGAGGAGGAGGGGAUAGGGGUUAGUUCUGGGAUCAUGUAACACCUAGAGAUUAGCUCUGGCCAACACUUCUGCUGGUUCCCAAGGUGGGAGAAAAAAGCUGCUCUGACUGCUUCCUCUCCCAGAGGGGCCUUAGAUGUGGAUAUACUUGGUCUGUUGGUGCCAUUCUAAUUACUCCUUUGCCUUUAUGGGUCAAAGAACUGGUGGAAAUGGAAUGAGAGUAAAAAAGAGAACCCUUAGUCCCUUGCUUUCAGUUCCCCCCUCUCCCCCUCAUCCUCCCUGAAGGCUGGAUACUGAGUUUGGGGAUCCCCUUCCCCAACCUUGAGUGGCCAUAGAGCAGAGCCCAGUUUGUUCUAGGUGCAGCACACUGCCCUUGUCCAUGGGCCCUGGGGGCUGCUCUGUGGUGGCCAGUGCCAGAGUGGGGCAUGCGGCUCCCAGCCUGGCAGUGAUUGGGACAAGUUAGGUGCUCCCAUGCUUACUAAGGGAUCUAGCUAUGCUGACGUGGAGUUGGCCCCAAGCCCAGCAGGUGGCUGGUAGAGCUGCUGGCUUUGCUCAGAGCCUUACCCCCACCUCUACUCCACCCCCCAUCCCACAGAAUCCUGUCCCAAGACAGGAUCUACAAGAACUUCUGAGCUGGUAAGUUAAUAUUUGUUUAGAAGCAGGUAACAGUCGAAAGGGACAGAUAGAUGGGCAGAGCUUGGAGAGAAGACAUCUGGGGGAAUUUGCCCAAGCUAGGACCUCCUGACUCCUAAGGGUCACUUUCUGAGUAAGGCUGCCCUGGUGAGCUGCUUCCGGGUGAGAAGGUGCAGGCUUCCCAACAAUGACUUUCUCCUUUUCUUUCUUUUUGCUAACGCUGGCGCUGCUGAUCCUCUCCCCACCAUCCACCCCAAGCCCAGGCUGGAGCUGCCUUUCUGAGUGUGUGUGUGGGCAGGGUGGGCAGGUCAACUGUUCUGGGGGAGAAUUACACUUUGUACCUAGGAUUCUGGACCCGAGGGUACAAGUUCUUCUCUUGGGUCACAACCAUAUUGAUUUCUUGUCCCCGGGGGCCUUCGCCCUCCUGCCCAGGCUGCUCUCGCUGGAGCUUCAGAGCAAUGGGUUACAGAGAGUCCAUGUGCAAGCCUUUUGGGGCUUGAGGGUCCUGCAGUCCCUGGAUCUAAGCGCCAAUGCUCUCCAGGCCCUGGAACCGGGCACCUUCCGGCCACUCCGAGCACUCCACACUCUGUCUCUGGCAGGGAACCGGCUGAUGCGGCUGGAGCCCAUGUGGCUGGGUCCCCUGCCACUACUGCAGAACCUAAAUCUGCAAGAUAAUCUUCUCUCUAGCAUGGGCUCUGGGGUCCUAGACAGACUGCCUGCCCUGCACGAACUGAACCUGCACGGGAACCCUUGGAUAUGUGACUGCACUAUUCUCUCCCUCUGCCGCUGGCUGCGUAGCCAUGCACACCAGAUCCUAGGAGCAGAGUCCCUGAUGUGUGUGUCCCCAGACCAACAGAUCCUCAAGCCACUGGCUGCCCUCACGGAAGCCUCAUUCAAUUAUUGCACCCUGCCACUGACCCCUUGGGACCUAGGGAUCAUCACCAUGCUGGGCCCACUCUCAUUUCUGGCCAGUCUGGCUGCCUGCUUCAUCUUUGGUUCCUUGCUCACUGCCUUCCGGGUUCGACGUAAAAACCGUCACUAUCCGGUGAAGAGACCCAUCCCUCAGACCGUUGCCCUGGGUGACCCACCAGAGAACCCAACCACUAACUUCCCAGCCCCGGCUUGCUUUCUGUGACCCCUUUUCUCAUUCCAGUCUAGAGCUGGAGUCGAUGCCUUUUCCCACGACCCCAUGGGGGGGAGGGCCCCCCCACCCCUCAGUACGGCUGCGCCCUUCGGUUCCCCAGGCAGUCCCUUCUUGGUAGGCUGGCACCAAGAGAAACCCUCCCCCCCUGCGCCCCCUCGUUCCCCCCGCGGUGCUCGGGAUCUCCGUCGGGAGACGAGCGUGCUGUGGGGCCGGCAUCAGAAAGCUGUCACACAGACUGAGGCUCAUAAUGUUCAAUUUGGCAACACAUGGUACAUGCCUGUACACGGGAACGGUAAAUGCCUGUACACGGGGAUGUCGCGAGCUUACACGGGAGAGGCGGGCGUCUGUACAGAGAGGAGUGGGUGGCUAUACACAGGGAUGGCACAGAGCCCUACGCGGGGCCGCGCGAGCCGGUCCGGGGGACGGCCGAGCCUGUACACGGGAAGGGACGUGCCUGUACAAGAUAGCGGUGCGUGUGCCCCGGGAGGACAGCGGCCGCGGGCGCGGGCGCGCACCUUCGGGAAUGGCUCAUUCUGUAUGUAGGGCGCUGUCCCGGCGGUACACAAGAAUGGCCCGCGGGGGUGCGGCGUGCCGGGAAGGAGGUGUGGCCGUGGGUCGGGGGGAGAGGCAGGUGGUCAAUGCCGAGAGGCAGGAGGAGUUACAGUCUUCCCUUUCCUGGGGCUUGGAGGCUCACCCCAGCGCGGCAGUCCUGAAGGAGGGAUUUGGGGGAUGCAAAAGGUGAAGAGAGAGGGAUGUCGUUCAGCUCCCAGAAUCCAGCCCUCUCUGGGAACGGAAACCAAAGCGCUGAGGCGAGGGGCGGGGGGAAGGGGGUGAAGGGCAGAGAAGCAUUGGUGUAGAAGUAGAACCAGCCAGGGUGGAGCCAAGCCAGAGGAGGGAGGAAGGACUGACCAGUUCGAGGGAGGGGGGAUAGUGUGAGCAAAGAGGGAGGAACACAGAACAGCUGGGGGAAUGGUAGAAGCAGAGUUUGGAGAGAGAAUGGAACCGGGGUCAUGGCAAACACAAAAGGGAUGGUGUCCAGGGACUUAGCAGAAACUGUGUCGGUGGGGGGAGGGAGGAGG
This is a messenger RNA of Antechinus flavipes (yellow-footed antechinus), 5347 nucleotides long. RefSeq names its product leucine-rich repeat-containing protein 26-like. Gene Ontology annotation, molecular function: potassium channel activator activity; voltage-gated potassium channel activity; transmembrane transporter binding. Gene Ontology annotation, cellular component: voltage-gated potassium channel complex. Bases 3312 to 4259 code for a protein of 315 amino acids. Lineage: Eukaryota; Metazoa; Chordata; Mammalia; Dasyuromorphia; Dasyuridae. The record is from RefSeq and is a predicted model, not a curated record. The transcript is spliced from 4 exons.